Molecule: messenger RNA, 1595 nt
Organism: Cephus cinctus (wheat stem sawfly)
Lineage: Eukaryota; Metazoa; Arthropoda; Insecta; Hymenoptera; Cephidae
Product: odorant receptor 67c-like
Exons: 5
Coding region: 147-1406 (419 amino acids)
Biological process (GO): sensory perception of smell; detection of chemical stimulus involved in sensory perception of smell
Cellular component (GO): plasma membrane
Molecular function (GO): olfactory receptor activity; odorant binding
Source: RefSeq, a predicted model, not a curated record
CUUUAUCCCCACAAAGCUUCACGAUGCGAACGCAUUAUGAAUAAUAUAUAUGUCUAUAGUCGUAGAGACAAAGCUUCGUCUCUCUGAAUAACAUUUAAAAAAUGCAGUAAAAUCGUCAGUAGAGAAUCAACCGUCGGACAUCAAGGAUGGACCACGAAAUAGAGGAAUUUAAAAUCAAGACUGCCGUUCAGAAUAAAAACUUCGACUUCGACGUGGAAUACGCGAUUAAAUUAAAUCGCUGGUUAUUGAAGCCAUUCGGGAUUUGGCCGUUAAAUUCGUCAUCCACAAAAUUUGACAGAGGAAUAUCAGUAAUUUCUUCAUUCAUCUGUUGCCUCCUGCUGUUUUUCGUGAUGAUUCCGUCCUUCGUCGUAAUGUUCGUCAGUGAAAAAGAUUUUAAAGGAAGACUUGAGAUUGUGGGACCCACGAGUUUUAUUAUUAUGGUUGUUCUAAAAUAUUUUUUCCUUAUCACUCGUGGCGACACUCUUAAAAUGUGUAUCGAUACUAUCAUUAGUGACUGGAGUAAUGUUCAAGCAAAGGAAGAACGUAAAAUAAUGUUCAGAAAUGCAAAGAUUGCUCGAUUAUUUACAAUAAUCUGCGUCUCCUUCAUGUAUUGCGGUGGAAUUUUUUACAGUAUCUUUUUACCUCUGAUAACGGCCAAAUCGUUGACAAAUGGCAAUAACUUGACUAUUAGAAUUCUACCAUAUCGAUGCAAUUUUAUAAUCUUUGAUCCAUAUAGGCGACCAAUUUUUGACAUCGUGUAUGUUGUGCAUUGCUUCUGUAGUGUCAUUAUGUAUUCUAUCACAACGGGCAUCUGCAGCCUAGCUGCAAAGUUUGUGAUGCAUGCCUGUGGACAGUGCGAAAUCGUUAUGUCACUUUUGGAAAAUCUUAUUGACGACGACAAACAAUGUUCCGAUAUUGUGGAAAGCAAGUUGGCUACUAUUAUUGUGCAACAUUUGCACGUGAUCAGAUUCAAAUGUUUGCUUAGAUUUGUGACGCGCGUGGAGGAUCUUUUAAACGAAGUGUGUCUUGUGGAAUUUUUGGGCUGCACUAUGAACAUGUGUCUUGUCGGAUAUUACAUUAUAACGGGAUUCGAAUCAGCUGACACCGUCAGAUUCAUUACUUUCACCCUACUAUUUAUAUCUUUCACGUUUAAUAUUUUCGUAUUUUGUUAUAUUGGUCAAAUAUUGACAAAUCAUUGCCAUCAAAUUGGAGAAGCAUCAUACAUGAUCGAUUGGUAUCGCUUCCCAGGAACACAAGCACGAUUUCUAAUAUUGCUAAUUGGCGUCGCAAAUCGACCAAUAAGACUCACAGCUGGUAAAAUGGUCCAAUUCUCUUUUCCUUGUUUCUGCAACGUGAUAAAAGCAGCAAUGGCAUACCUAAAUAUUAUCAGAACAGUCACCAUAUGAAUAUAAUAAACCUGUAGCCUUGCAAAAUAAUAUAAAUUAUAAUUACGAGCACAGAAUCCAGUAAUCGAUUGUUAUGUAUAAUAUACAUUGUAUAUCGAACAUAUGCUCUCCUAAAGGUAUUAUAGUAAAGUGAAAAUAAAAAAAUCUGUGUCCACUGGCACAAUCGAUACUCCUAUCUUUGAAACAGAA